AAAUAUCUCAGAGACCUAUAUCAAAUUAUGGAGAACUUGAAAGACCCCCAACAGAGUCUCCCAGAAGCAGGGAACCAUUCAACAACCAAUAUCAUGCAGCAGCCAUAUCAAUACAGACCCCUCGCAUCACUAACCUCAAUACGAGUUCUCUGCCUUCUGCCUUGCCGCGCAAGCCUCCAAGACAAACAGCUCCACUGUAAACUCGAAGAAGUCUCUCUAGAGAGCAACCCGGUAUUCCAAGCCCCCUCUUACACUUGGGGCGAGAAUGUUUUCCCGUGCACUUUACUCUGCGACGCUCACAAAAUCAAAAUAACGCAAAACCUGCGGGAUGCCCUCCUGAACUUCCAGCAACCAGACAAAGAGUUACGAAUCUGGAUCGACGCCAUAUGUAUUAAUCAAUCUGACACGGAAGAGAAGUCCCACCAGAUCCCGCUCAUGGAGGAUAUCUAUCGGAAGGCGUCAAAUGUAUUAAUUUGGCUGGGAACUGAGUCCGAGGGAUCCAAAGAGGCGAUGCGCUAUUUGACGCACAUUGGAAGCAAGUUCUUGGAACGUGGAGGUCCUGUUCUGGAGCCGAAGGUUGAACAACAUUGCGAAGAGCAUGGUGCAACAAACAAAGUGCUUUGGGAAGAAGUGUAUGGCGAUUCGGAAAUGAUGAAGAAGACAGAUGUGAUCUGGACGCGACCAUGGUUCUCUCGGCGGUGGGUUAUUCAAGAAAUCGCUUUUGCGAGGACGGCGACUGUUUACUGUGGCACAGAGAAGGUCGAAUGGGAUGUCCUGGCUAUGGCAGGUGAGGUUCUGGCGAGGUUGGAGGGUGAUGGGAGUCAGUAUCUUAACCGGAGGACAGGGAUGGGAAGGGGGGCUGUGACUAGAGGACUGCAGAAUAUCACGAAGGUUGCGAGAAUUAGGAAAGAUAUUUGGGCGAGUGAGAGAGAGGCGAUGGCGAUUCAGAUAUAUGCUUGUUUGGAAGAUGCUAGAGGGUUUGACUGCAGAGAUGACAAGGACAGGGUUUUUGCGCUGCUCGGUAUCUUCAAUCACCGCAGGAAGACCCCUUUCACUAUCGAGUAUAAAAGAUCCGAGGCAGAGGUCUUCGAAGCGUUUGCAAGAUAUUGCAUUCGAGAAAGUGGCAGCGUGGAUGUUUUGUCCUGGGCAGGAAUCUCGAACCAUCUGCUAUGUGGAGAGAGUUUGAAGAUUCCAUCUUGGGUCCCGGAUUGGAGGCUUCCAUUUCGCGGUCCUACUGAUAUGUUACGUGGAUUUGCCGCUGGUGGUAAAUUUGAGGCGACGCUCGAAUUCGACGAGUCGAACUCGGUGCUCGUGACAAGGGGAAAGUUGAUCGACAGGGUUCUUGCCGUGAUGCCGUGCGUUGGAGAAAUCGAGCAAGAAGAGUUAGCCAAGGGGGAACCAAAAUGGACAGUCGUCAAUCCUAGCUACGUUGGGUUGUGGUAUCAAUUUCUGGAGAUGAGACUUUUCGAGACCUUGGCUUUUGUUGGGAUGGACAGAUAUCCGUAUCGAGUGGGAGGGGGGUCUGUAUGGGCGGCACUUGCAAGGACUUUAAUCAUGGACGAUAAAGAGGUGACAUUCGACUACAAAAGACAAAUUGGCAACAUGCUCCCGGAACAGGUUCCCGACAAUGAACCCCAGCCAGAGCUUCCGGAUGAGUUCACCGGCUUUCGGAAUUGGAUUUACUUGAAGCUUGGGGAUCUGACUGGCCAGAACAGGAUCAUAACAUCGCCCGGUAUGGUUAUGAUUGACUACGAAUUGAUGACAUAUUUCAGUCGAGUGGUUGAUCGUUCUCAAGAAAGGAGAUUCUAUGUAACGAGAAAAGGGUACAUGGGCCUGGGGCCGAAGGAACUAGAGAUCAAUGACCAGAUCUGCGUCUUUGCUGGAUCAAGAGUACCACAUGCUUUGCGGCCACAAAAUGAGGACUUCAGAGCAUUUAACGAACCGCCCAGAAUCGAAUAUGAAUGGUGUGGCGAUGUGAAUGUUGGUGGAAUCGACGUGCCAUACGUAAAAAGGACACGCAAGGAGAAGUUCCGAUUGGUUGGGGAAUGCUACACUCAAGGGUUAAUGUCCGGCGAGAUUUGGAAGGUGGACACUGCGGUGCUUGAAGACUUCAUACUGGUCUAGCCAUGAGAUGUUCCAAAACUGGUCAUAAAAAUUUGUCCCUUACUCAUUUUAUCUCGCCUCUCCAACGGAAUAAUUCUUUAGUUUGGAGCUGGGACGAGAACAUGUAUUGGAAUGAAUAUUUCCAUCGUGGAGAUGGGGAAAAUGGUGCCAAGGUUCUUGAGGGGGUUUCUCAUCACAGGGGGAAGUGCAGGGGAGGAGUGGAAGAUUAAGACUUUCCGGUUCGCAA
Hyaloscypha bicolor E is the source of this 2350-nucleotide messenger RNA. RefSeq names its product HET-domain-containing protein. Lineage: Eukaryota; Fungi; Ascomycota; Leotiomycetes; Helotiales; Hyaloscyphaceae. The coding region runs from base 28 to 2124 and encodes 698 amino acids. The record is from RefSeq and is a predicted model, not a curated record. The transcript has a single exon.